Messenger RNA from Diachasma alloeum, 1714 nucleotides. It is a transcript of the gene Lipt1, whose product is annotated as lipoyltransferase 1, mitochondrial. Gene Ontology annotation, molecular function: lipoyltransferase activity. Gene Ontology annotation, biological process: protein lipoylation. Bases 262 to 1476 code for a protein of 404 amino acids. The transcript is spliced from 3 exons. Gene Ontology annotation, cellular component: mitochondrion; cytoplasm. The record is from RefSeq and is a predicted model, not a curated record. NCBI's taxonomy places the organism in Eukaryota, Metazoa, Arthropoda, Insecta, Hymenoptera, Braconidae.
UUGAGAGGGCUCAGUCGAAUUACAACCUUUCAUCAAUUGUCAACGAUUUUAAUUGAAUCAAGUGAAAAAAGGCCUCUUUUCUAGUCAAUUUCUGAAGGACUUGAGCAGAAACACACAGACUUUGUACCUAGUUGAAAUCAAUGAAUUUUCUUAUCAUUUGAAAAGAGGGAAUACACAACAUUAAUAUUAAAGACUGAUUUAGUUUAAUUGACUGAUUAACAGUAUCUGUUUCGUUCUGUUAUUCUGUUGUGGAAAUAAAUAAUGUCGCUAAUCAGCAGAUACGUUGUGUCUAAUAAGGGGAGAGUAUUAUCAAUUGUUCAUUCACAUGUUGGAAUGAUAAUUGGUAGAUCAAUGUCCAGUGGUGGUGAUCGUGUAAAUGAGGAUUUGAUAGCCAAAUCUGUGUUCAUAUCACAAUCUAAAGAUAUAUUUACGAAUUUGGCGCUGGAGGAUUGGCUGUAUCGUAACUAUGAUUUUAAGAAUCAUCACGUAUUGUUACUUUGGAGAAAUGAUCCUUGUGUGGUUAUUGGACGCCAUCAGAAUCCCUGGAUCGAGGCGAAUAUUCAGGGGCUUGAGGAGCAGGGAAUUGCCAUGGCUAGACGCAAUAGUGGCGGUGGGACGGUUUAUCAUGAUUCUGGAAACUUAAAUCUGUCGUUUUUUACCCCGAAGGAGAGGUACAAUAGGAGGUACAAUCUGGAGAUCAUCACGAGGGCCUUGUACAGGGAGUGGGGGCUCAGGAGUGAUAUCAAUCAGAGGGAGGAUAUCGUUGUCAAUGGGAAUUUGAAAGUAUCUGGGACCGCCGCAAAACUGGGACGACCCAAUGCUUAUCAUCAUUGCACUCUGCUGGUGAAUGUUAAUAAGGAAAAUCUCAGAAUGGCGCUGGAAAAGAAAGAGACUGGAAUAAGUCAUUCGAAAGCAACGGAAUCUACAAGAUCUCCAGUGAAGAAUUUGAGCGAGAUCAAUGGUCGAGUGACUACUGAUGCUUUAAUGUCGGCUGUUGGUUGGGAGUAUCUUCGCACGAUGGCAAUGACUCUUGAGGAUGGGGGACAUUCACUUGUGCAGAAGCAGAAGGGAUUUCAGAUGAUAAAUCCUACUGAACAGUGGUUCCCAGGUUUAGAUAAACUUAAAGAUGACUUCCAAUCGUGGGAAUGGAACUAUGGGAGGUGCCCAAAAUUUACAGUGACAAGGGACCUGAAAAUCCCAGCGGAUUCAACGAAUUCAACGGACAACGGACCAUUCCAUCAAUUGAAACUGACACUGGAAGUCAAGAAUGGAAUCGUCGAGGAUAUAAAACUGAGUCUACCUCCCGAUGUUCUUUCCAAUGCCGCUAGCCAGGACGCCAGUGUGAUUACUCAUCUCCGGGGGGCGAAAUACGACCACGACAUCACCGAGAAAAUCAUCUCAGCUCUCGGUUGUACCAGUGUUCCCCUUGAUGCUACACAGAGUGCUAAUAUAAGUAACAUGGCAGCCACUCAAUGACCAAAUCACCCAGAUGUUUCCAACUAAGAUUUAUAACUUCACGCAUGAAAAAAUUUAAUAGACAACCUUUGCGAAUUCGCUGGAAAAUUCUAUUGAAAUUCUCUAGAAAUUCUGUGGGGAUUCUCUUUAAAAAUUUCUGCGGAAGUCUCGUUAAAAUUUCAUCUGUUUUUUGCGCAGAUUCUAUAACAUAUUUUAUACGCGGAGAGAAAUAUUCAAUAAAAAUUACCAGAAAAAAGAC